This is a messenger RNA of Metarhizium robertsii ARSEF 23, 1893 nucleotides long. RefSeq names its product transposase-like protein. Gene Ontology annotation, molecular function: protein dimerization activity. The record is from RefSeq and is a predicted model, not a curated record. NCBI's taxonomy places the organism in Eukaryota, Fungi, Ascomycota, Sordariomycetes, Hypocreales, Clavicipitaceae. Bases 1 to 1893 code for a protein of 630 amino acids. The transcript is spliced from 3 exons.
AUGUCUCCAUUCGAAGCCGCGUCUAGCGCCUCUUCCCUCCGGCCUUCCGACAGCAUAUCGCAGGCCCCUAGCUCACUAUCAGAGCCUGACCUUUCGCCAUGCCAGCAUCCAGUCAAGAGGAGGAAGCUGCGAGCAGUCUCAACAUGGGAUCACUUUCGUGAAGCCGAAGGCGACGAGCCACACAUGAAGGCCGGCAAGGCACGGCAAACUGAGGAGAGGGAAAAGAACGCGCUGCGUGCGGUAAUCAACGCCGAUGCCUUCCGAGAGGCUCAGAUGUUGAUGGCUGUACGUAGGCACCUCCCUCUUAAUUUUGUGACAUGGCCAAAGUACCAAGCACUUCUGUCGGCGAUAAACCCCGCGGUUGAAGAGUUUCUGGUUGGCUCUGGAGGCACAGUUGCAGCCGACCUGGACACGGCUCACGCGGCGCAUCAGCAGUCAAUAAAGAGAUGGCUGCUGUCUGCUCGGAGCCUCAUACAUAUUUCCAUGGAUGUGUGGUCGUCUCCUCAGCGCAAGUCAUUCAUCGCCGUCCAUGCGCAGUGGGUUGAUGAAUCGUACUUGCCUCGCAAGGCGUUGCUCGGGCUUCCAAAUCUCCGCCGCUCUCACGCUGGCGCGGCUAUGGUACCUCACUUGAUGAAUGUCAUCCAGAAGUUCGAACUUGCCAACAGUUUGGGGUAUUUCACCGGCGACAACGAUACAAAGAACGACACCUGCCUCCGGCAACUCGCCAAAGACCUGUUGCGGGAAUAUGGCGUUGUGUUUGAUCCAGUGGCCUCUCGGACGCGAUGCUUUGGCCACAUCAUCAACCUCUCCCUUCAGGCUUUCCUCUUCGCAAGCAGCAAAAGGGCUCUGGAAGCCGCGAUCGAGGAGGCACAAGACGAGGCAAACGAUGCGACUAUUGCCGGUGCGCUGCAAGACCGCAUUCAUUCAAGCAGUGCGCACCCGAGAUCCCGCAGCAAGCCCAAGGGGCGAGCGGAUGCGGCGGGCUGGCGAAGAGUGGGACCUUUAGGCAAGCUUCACAACAUUGCCGUGUUCAUCCGCAAUUCAACUAUUCACAAUGACGCAUGGGACGACGUCGCGGGGAAGGCACUGGGACUCGACAACAUCACACGAUGGAACUCUUGGUUCAAGCUGCUCGACGCCGCCAUCCGCCAAGAAGGCUCCAUGUCCAUCUUCCUCAACCAAUUCCAUAGGGAACUGGAGGAUGACAUUCUCACACAUGACGACUGGCAAAUACUCAAAAUGACCCAUGAGUUUUUGCAGCCGUUUCACCAAGCGACCAUGGAGCAGCAAAUGGAGUGGGCAUCAAUAGACCAGGUGCUGGAGAACAUGGACAUCUUGUUCAAGCAAUUUGAGGAUGCCAAGAUCAAGUAUGCCGACAACGAGCGCAUGGUCAACUCUAUCCAUAUGGGUUGGUGGGUGCUUGCGAAGUACUACGAGGAAAGCGACAGUAAUCCAAUAUACGUCACAGCCUUGCUACUCCACCCAGAGAAGCGGCGGCGAUAUAUUGACCGCCACUGGCCGGAGGAGUGGCGAGAGGGGCCCGUUGCCGCAGCACGGCAGCUUUGGGCGAAGUACAAGACCAGGUCAUUAACGGCGACCGUUGCAUUGCAGCCACGAAAGGAACGGCUCGAGAUGUCUCCGUACGAGCGCAUCAAGCAAUCGAUGAGUGUAUUGGAUGAACCAGUUGACGAGGAUGAGUUUGAAAAGUUCAUCAAUUCCCCCCCGAGACAAGUGACGGCGAAGACUCCGCUCGAAUGGUGGUGCCGGGAGGAGCAGAGGAUGGAGUAUCCCCGCCUGCACCAGAUGGCCAUUGACAUCCUCAGUGUCCCGGCGAUGUCUGUCGGGCAAAAUCCACUGCAGGGGCUAGACCUCAGUGGACGCGCACCUCUCUAG